AUGUUCAGCGUCAAGACAAUCCACGACAUUGUUCUGGAUCCAGCACCUCCCGCGGGGCUGCCGUGGAUCGAGUACUCAACGCCAAUCUUGAAAAAACAUGGCCUGGUUUUGGGCUAUGAGUACAACUUUGGAGACGGGUCUUACCUUUGGUCCUUUUAUGACCCAGCAUAUCUUGGAGAGUACUCUGCAGCAUUUGACGGAGACGCCCCGGACACGUUUGAUAUGUACACUAAAAUGAUUAUUGCUGGUCGAGGUGUUUUGUUUCUCGGCUCCGACCAGCGGCUCCCAAUAACUGGGUCGAAAUUUUCCCUCCGCCAGUUUUGUCAUCACCAAACCAUGGCAGGAGCACUUCGCAAGGACCCCGCUAUCGAGCAGUUCGGUCGCAUGCGCGACAAUAGCAGCCAGUAUUUCCGCUUCAACAAAAAAACUGGUCCUUUCUUGUUUGCCGUUGUCUGUCUUCUGCCCCUCGGCGUCGGCUACCUGUCGUAUCAAACCCACGGCCAGAUUCAACUGGCUGGGUUGCGACGCGACCGGCCCUUUUUCCGUCAGUUCAAGCAGCCCGAGACUGAGGAGCCUGCUAGCGAGUAG
Wickerhamiella sorbophila is the source of this 588-nucleotide messenger RNA. RefSeq lists its product as hypothetical. The transcript is spliced from 2 exons. Bases 1 to 588 code for a protein of 195 amino acids. The record is from RefSeq and is a predicted model, not a curated record. Lineage: Eukaryota; Fungi; Ascomycota; Dipodascomycetes; Dipodascales; Trichomonascaceae.